AACAGAACUGAGGCCACAUUUUAGCCUUGCAUCUGAGAGUGAUACCGCCGAUCAAGAAGACUUGGAUGCAGAAGAUGACCAUGAAGAGCAGCCUUCAAAUCAAACUGUCCGAAGACCUCAUGUGGCCCUUGAAGAUGCUGUGGCCACCUCAGGGGUGAGCACACUCAGUUCUACUGUAUCCCACGACUCCCAGAGUGCUCACCGAUCACUGAAUGUACAGCUUGGAAGGAUGAAAAUAGAAACAAAUAGAUUACUGGAAGAAUUGGUUCAGAAAGAGAAAGAAUUACAAGCACUUCUUUGUCAAGCUAUUGAAGAAAAAGACCAAGAAAUUAAGCACCUGAAGCUUAAGUCCCAACCAAUAGAUAUUCCUGGGUUGCCUGCGUGUCACCUGAAUUCUCCUGGCGCAAAUACUGAAGACUCUGAACUUACUGAAUGGUUGAGAGAAAAUGGAGCUGAUGAAGACACUAUAAGUCGGUUUUUGGCUGAGGAUUAUUCACUAGCAGAUGUUCUCUACUAUGUUACACGUGACGAUUUAAAAUGCCUGAGACUAAGGGGAGGGAUGCUGUGUACACUGUGGAAAGCCAUCACUGACUUUCGAGACAAACAGACUUGACUGUCGCUCAAUUUGUUUCCAGCUUUCCUUGGAGAUUCUAAAAACGAAUAUAGACCUGAUCUUCUAGGCGAGGGAGAAUCGAAGGGAGAGGAGAAAGAAGCUGCACUUUAAAUCCAGUAUUUGUUUACUCGUGUUAAAAAAAACAAAACAGACAAAAUACACUGAAAUUUCCUAACUGCUUCUAUUUCUAUGAUUCAUAAGGACUCUUUGUAAGGACUCUCAAAAUAAUCCUAAACACUGCGAUGUUUGGGAUUAUUUUAGUCUGAACAUUUUUAUGGAAAUAUUGUUAAUUCAGCGGCUAUAGCACUUCAGCCAAAUGUUUAUUUCACACGAAACAGAUAGAACAUUUCAUGUGAUUGUGCAUCACUGGAACAAAACCAAAAUGUGACCAUAACUUUUUAGGCUUAUGUGUGUUUGUAAUAUGCCCUAAUAAUUUGAGUAGAAAUGCGUGAUUUUGAUUAUUGUAUAAAGUUUAUGGGUUUUUUUAAGUGUGCAGAAUCUGAGAGCAAUGGUUUUUACUUACCUGUAUUAAU
Molecule: messenger RNA, 1146 nt
Organism: Lipotes vexillifer (Yangtze River dolphin)
Lineage: Eukaryota; Metazoa; Chordata; Mammalia; Artiodactyla; Lipotidae
Product: mitogen-activated protein kinase kinase kinase 5-like
Exons: 5
Coding region: 230-613 (127 amino acids)
Source: RefSeq, a predicted model, not a curated record